AUGCAAAGAAGCUCCAGAAAAGCUGAACCAAUGAAAAUUCAUGUACUGUUUCUCUUCCUGCUGUCUUUGUUGUGGGGGGCUAUCUCCCAGCAGAUCCAAUACGUUAUUCCGGAGGAGCUGGCCAAGGGCUUGCAGGUGGGAAAUCUUGCCAAGGACCUGAAGCUCAAUGUCCAGGAACUGCCAGCUUGAAAAUUGCGGGUUAGUGCAGAGAAUUUAUUCAGUGUUAAUGCAGAGAGUGGGGAUUUGUUAGUGAACGGUAGGAUAGAUCGAGAGGAAAUCUGCAGAAGGAAAUCCGAGUGUGCACUAGAAUUUGAAAUGGUUGCUGAAAAUCCAAUGAAUGUUUUCCACGUGAUUGUUGCAAUCCAAGAUAUUAACGACAACGCACCACGUUUCACUGCAAAAGGCAUUGACUUGGAAAUCUGUGAGUCAGCCCUACCAGGUGUAAAAUUCCCUCUGGAUUCUGCACAAGAUGCAGAUGUAGAAAGUAACUCACUAAAGAUAUACACUAUCAACUCCAACGAACACUUCUCUGUGACAAUGAAGGAAAGUCCUGAUGGAAGUAAAUACCCAGAAUUACUUCUGAAAAAACCUCUGGACAGAGAACAGCAGAGCUCCCACCAGUUAAUCCUGAUGGCCAUGGACGGUGGAGACCCUCCACUAAGCGGCACCACCCAGAUCCGGAUUCAGGUCACUGAUGCCAAUGAUAAUGCUCCAGUGUUCAGCCAGGACACAUACAGAGUUAGCCUCCAAGAAAAUGUGCCCGCGGGGACCUCUGUACUCCAAGUGAUGGCUGCCGACCAGGACGAGGGUGAUAAUGCAGAGAUCACCUAUGCCUUUCUCAGUGCCCCAACAAGUACCAGCCUCCUCUUCCAUCUCAAUCCAAAUACUGGUGACAUUACAACCAAUGGUACAUUGGACUUUGAAAAGACAAGUAGAUAUAUGUUGGUUGUAGAAGCCAAGGAUGGAGGGGUGCACACGGCUCACUGUAAUGUUCAGAUUGAAAUUGUUGAUGAGAAUGACAAUGCCCCAGAAGUCACACUGAUGUCCUCUUCUAUCCAGAUUCCCAAGGACUCAGACCUUGGAACUGUAGUAGCCCUCUUUAAAGUGAGAUACCAUGACUCUGGGCAAAACGGUCUGGUGACCUCCUAUAUUCAGGAAGAUGUUCCUUUCAAAUUAGAAUCCACCUCCAAGAAUUAUUACAAGCUGGUGAUUGACAGUGCCCUAGAUAGGGAGCAGAUGGCCGAGUACAAUGUCACUAUCACCACCACUGACAAGGGCAAGCCCUCCAUAUUCUCCAGUACAAGCGUCACCCAACAUAUCAGCGAUGUCAACGACAACGCGCCCAUUUUCCACCAGGCCUCCUACGUGGUCCACGUGGCCGAGAACAAUCCUCCUGGCGCCUCUAUUGCGCAAGUCAGCGCCUUUGACCCGGAUCUGGGGCCCAACAGUCGCGUCUCCUACUCCAUCGUGGCCAGCGACCUGGAGCCACGGGCGCUGGCGUCCUACGUGUCCGUGAGCGCGCAGAGAGUGGUGUUCGCGCAGCGCGCCUUCGACCACGAGCAGCUGCGCGCCUUCGAGCUGACCCUGCAGGCGCGCGACCAGGGCUCGCCCGCGCUCAGCGCCAACGUGAGCCUGCGCGUGUUGGUGGGCGACCGCAACGACAACGCGCCGCGGGUGCUGUACCCUGCACUGGGGCCCGACGGCUCGGCGCUGUUCGACACGGUGCCGCGCGCCGCGCAGCCCGGCUACCUGGUCACCAAGGUGGUGGCGGUGGACGCCGACUCGGGACACAAUGCCUGGCUGUCGUACCACGUGCUGCAGGCCAGCGAGCCGGGACUCUUCAGCCUGGGGCUGCGCACGGGCGAGGUGCGCACGGCGCGUGCUUUGGGCGACCGGGACGCGGCCCGCCAGCGCCUGCUGGUCGCUGUGCGGGAUGGGGGACAGCCGCCGCUCUCGGCCACGGCCACGCUGCUCCUGGUUUUCGCCGACAGCUUGCAGGAGGUGCUGCCGGAUGUCAGCGACCGCCCUGAGCCCUCUGACCCUCAGGCUGAGUUGCAGUUUUACCUGGUGGUGGCUUUGGCCUUGAUCUCGGUGCUGUUCCUCCUUUCGGUGAUUCUGGCGGUUGCUCUGCGCCUGCGCCGCUCCUCCAGCCCAGCUGUCUGGAGCUGCUUUCCGCAGGAUCUCAGUUCCAAGUCCGGACCUGGGGUUCUCCCCAGUUACAGUGAAGGGACUUUGCCUUAUUCCUACAAUCUGUGCGUGGCUUCACGAUUAGCUAAGACAGAGUUUACUUUUUACAACCUGAAACCAGACAUGGUUCCUUCUCGGGAUCUCCUUUGUGACGAUACUUCUGUGGAUGUAUGUGUCAGCAGUGAAGACCCCCGAAUCGUUUCUGAUUCGUCUUUUGCGUUUUACGUGAGUUUCUGCAAACCUGCUUUUAUUCUCGGUCGUGCAUAAUUAUUUAUUAUUGUU
Molecule: messenger RNA, 2469 nt
Organism: Lutra lutra (Eurasian river otter)
Lineage: Eukaryota; Metazoa; Chordata; Mammalia; Carnivora; Mustelidae
Product: protocadherin gamma-B1-like
Biological process (GO): homophilic cell-cell adhesion
Cellular component (GO): plasma membrane
Molecular function (GO): calcium ion binding
Source: RefSeq, a predicted model, not a curated record